AACAUUCCAGGGUAUGCAUUCCCUCAGUCAGCAUCCCCUGACUAUUGUCCAGUGUCACUCCUGGUCACUCCAUGCCAACAGCUAGCAAACAGCAUAGACACCCUGCCAUUUACCACCCGCUGGGGAUGGGCAGAGGCAAGAGGAGAAUGGAUCCCAAGCAGAAAGUAUGGGGGCAGAACAAAUAAUCACUUCCCUGGCACAGAGCUUGUUACAGCCUGAAUCUCUCCAGUGUUUGGACUUCUGGUAUCCUAGACACAAGCCCUCAUGGCUGGGGGUACGAAACCAUACGAGAUGCUUAAAUAUACUGCCCCAUGGCAGGUGCUUUGCAGUGGCUUGGAAAGGAGAGAGCAGCCAGCUGUGAAUGAAAAAGCAAAUCGUCAUACAGUUGAGCUAGACUCUUCAUCACUCAAACAUCAACAAGAUUAUGAACGUGAACUUGGUGUCCCUGACUCUUCAGUGGUUACUAAACACCAAUUUAUUAGUACAGAAAGUCAACAAGUGAUAAAAAACGAGUCAGUGGACCCACCGGAUCUUAUGGUAUUUGAGACUGAACAAAAUGCUUGUGAUGUAGAAGUUAAUAUACUUGCAGACAGAUCUGAAGUGAACAUCUAUCAGCAGAACAAUAACAUCUUACUUAGUCAGGAUACAUUUAGCAUACCUAAACAAACAACUUCUACAGGUGCCCCAGAGUCAACCAUGGACAGAGUUACGAGAAGUCAAAUUUUUUCCCUGUCCUCAGCAGGAAGUACAUAUACCUUACAUGAGGAGCCAGAUCUUAAAACCAAUGUCAUCAGUGAACACAGCCAAAGUGCAGAAGGUAAACACAAGAGCACUCCAGAUGGAGAAAGAAAGUUAAAGUUGCUGAAGGAGGAAAGCCACUUUGGUAUAAGGGCUUAUCUCCCUGAGACCAGUCCAACCAAGUUAUUUGAAAAUGGUGAUGAUGAUGAUGUUCAAGCUCGGUCCCACGAGUUUACCCAGGAAAAAGCAUGGGAGCUAGAGAAACAGAGGAGAGAUAUCAUAAAGAAACAAGGACAAAGGAAAAGCUUGGACGUGGAUGAGAUCAUCAUUCACAGAGAUGUAAUGGACACCUCAAUUUCAGCCACUGACCUCAAUGAAUUAGACAGUGAUCAUAUGAAAGUGAAUGUGGACACAGAGCAAAUAAAUUUUGAAGCUGCCAGAAAGCAAUUUUUGAUGCUGGAAAAAAAGCGUAAUAGUCUCCCAAUUAGUCCUAGACCACAGUCAAAACCCCCCCGCUCUAAAUCAUUUUAUGGAAGUGACUGGAAUUCAGAGAUGCAAGGGAUAGAAGACACCAUAACAAUACAAUCUGAAGUGAGAACACAGUUGAAUGAGCCUCCACAAACUCAAGCAGUUAGCUCCAAUGAACUGCGAAAACAGUUCUACAGGGAAUUGUCAACUGAUGACAGAGAUGGUGAAACAGAAGAUAAUUCAAAAGGAGUGACCAAAGCAGAACACUCCCAAGAGAUACCAGAGCAAAUUCCAAACACCAGCAAUGAGACACCCAUUGAAAGGGAAAUUCGCCUGGCACUUGAAAGAGAGGAAAGUUUACGUAAAGAGAGAGGUAUUCAAGGUGUGGGGGAAACCAAAGAGAUGGUAGAAAUACUCAAAAACCCAGUGCUUUCAAAGUCCUCUGAUACUGCUAUCCAAAAAAAGAGCAAAGAGAGAACUCGUUCCAUAAAUUUCCUCCAAAGAGAGAUUGAGAAGGAUGCUCAACGGGAGGCUGUCCUUAGAAAUGAAGGGAAAGUGGCAGGACUUUAUGAUAAAGGUAACGUCCAAGAGCUAGAUGAACGCAGAAAGGUAUUUGAGCAGCUAGAUGACAUUCCUGUUCAACCACAGCUAGGGAACACAAAACGACUCUCUAAAGCAGCAACAAUUGAUUUAGGAACAAGUGAUUUUGCAGGCCAAGCAGAUCGUACGCAGACUUCUGAAAACACCAACUGGACUGUCUUGGAUGCACCUCAACCCUAUAGUGCAAGAAUAAACUACAAACCAACACCACUAAAUAUCUCUAGAUACAGAAGGGCGAGUGCGGAUAAUAUUCUAGAUUUUAACCCACCUACUCAUGCUUCAUCAGGAGUGGAUAUUUCAGCAGAAACACAGAUUCUGAAAAGGGAGAAUUUCCACAUUCAGCCCUGGAAAUUCCGACAACACGGGGAUGAAGAGAAAGUGCAGAGCCCAAAAUGGACAGAGAAAACUCAAGAUAAUGCAAACCCUGAAGAGAUAUACAAAACUACACGCCUGAGACCUGUAUCAAGUGUGAUAGAGAAAGAAAUUCAGCAAACAUUAGAGAGGGACCUUGAGCUAAAGGAGCAAAGGAGGAAAAGUGAAGUACCGUAUGGUAUCACAUCUACAGAUGGUCAGAUCACCACCCCAGUCAAUGGGCACAACCAAUAUGGAAAAACAGUGUUAAGUUCAGGUGGCUCAAACAGAUGGAAUUCCUCCAGUCAAGGUUCUGCAUCUUUUGUCUCACCUAUACAAAUGUUUAGGCCAAGGAAAACUCCCAAGUUUGUUGUUUCUGAGUCAGAUUUUGACAGAUUCAAGAGAUACGGGGAUUAUGCCGGUAUUGAUUCAAGUGACGAUGUUAACACAGAGAUUGUGGAGUCUACACGAGUGAAUCGACACAAGAACACAAUGGCUUUGCGCUGGGAAGCAGGAAUUUAUGCCAACAAUCCAAGUGAUUAGAUCCUGGAGUCUGGACACAAAUGAGUUACUUCUGCACAAUGCAUGUUAAACACUGAGACAUUUCAUAUAUGUUUUACUUAUUGAUCUUAUCCGAUGAAGGGACAAAUAUUUUUCUGAACUCAAGUUGUUUAAGGUCUUCGCUUUUCAAUUGUAGGCCUUAAAGGGGAAUGGCCCUAGGAUGUGUCUGCUUUUGUAUGGGUGUGUAUGAGACUUCUUCAACUCUUAUUUCUGUUGAAGACUAGUUGAAAACGAAAAAAACAAAACUAUUUUCUAAUUGUUGAGAUUGGCUUUGACUAAUUCUCCUGAACUGUUAAACUACAUUAGAUUAAAUGAAUAAUUCUUACUGAGAUUUUUAAUCAUUCAAAAUCUUUAAAACUGCCUCAAAACUGCUGAUUUAAUUUUUAAACAAAUAGAUUCCUUCUCAUUGAUGAGACUGCCAAUGAUACCAUUGAUUUGAUAAACUAUUGUUCUAGGUUUGUGGCUUACUGACCUGUACCUUCACUAGUAGGGUCAUUUACUUAAGUGAGAAUUUAAAAUGAAUUUCAAAUUUAAGGCCAAAGUAGCCAAACUGGAAACAUAGCAAAGUUUAAGACAUUUUCUUGUUCGACUAUUUUGAUCUUAAACUUGAAAUGUACUUUCAAUUCACUUUGGAUUCUCAAGUUAAUGAACUAAGCUGUUAAAUUUACACUUACCUGUCUGAGUUAAAGGAAAACUGCCAUAAUUUUUAUUACUAUUUAAAAUAAAAGAUUAAAUGUAUUAUUAUAGCUUCUGUGUGUAUUAUUUUUUAUUAUAAGAAAAUACUUAUUUUCAAUGGGUCCCAUGGCUUAGCAUUGCUCUGUGGGGACCACCAUGUUAAGCCCUCAUUGGUCAGAAUCAUGGCUUAUCUCACCAAAGAGCUGCUGUGUUCACAAAUCCUUAUAUCCUAACUAAAUGGCAAAUAUCUAAAAAAAAAAAAAAAAAAAUGGACUCUGGUACAAUUUCAGACCAAUAACAGUUUUUUUUUUUACUAAAGUGAGAAUUCAAAGUGAAUGUUAAAUUUAAGGUAAAAAAAAUACAAACUGGAAAAAUUAUGUAAGCCAGCUAUACUUUAGUUCACCUACAUUGGCCUUCAAUUUGAAAUUCACUUUAAUUCUCUUUGAGUUCUCACUUAAAUGACCCUAUAAAUCAUAAAUGGUCUUAGCAUAAAAGUUUUUCGUCUCACCAUUGAGUCUCACCAGUGAGUCUAAAGAUGGCCUCCCCCACAAUAUUCAAGAGUAACUCUGGAGAUGCACCAAAAAGAGUUAACAUACAUAUUUAUUCCAAAGUACACAGCGUGGCUCCAUAAUAUCUAAUAUUUUAUUUUCAGAAAUAAUAAAAAUGUUGACCGUUUUCCUUUAAGCACCUCCUUCAGAUGUUUAGAGCAGUCACAUCUAUACAGUCACAUAGGAAACUAAGCAAUGGUCAGAGCUGACACAACAUGUGCUUCCUACUCCUAAGAAAGUCUAGGAGGUAAAUACUUAUAUCAUUGGUGUUAAUUUCGUAGAGAAAACAUUACUAUGAAAGUUAUUUACUAAAGUGAGAAUUGUCAGGAAUUAAAAAUGAAUUUCAAAGUUAAGGCCCCAAUAGUGGAAUUGGAAAAUUCUCCAAGCCAGCUCUGCUAUUAUGGCCUUAAAUUUGAAAUUCACUCUGAAUUCUCUUUUCUCAUGUUUGUGAAUAGCCCUGCAUGACUAGAUAGGACAAGUAGUAUACGUUAAAGUUAAUGUGAUUUGGGUGUUUAUUUCUUCCCAUGUUUAAGAAUACAGUGAGGUUUAUAGCAACAAUAAGCAUGCAGGGCCACUAGCCCUGGAUUAUGUGUUGACUAGGAGACUUUCAUGAAAAGGUUAAUUUUUGUAUGUUAAUGGUUUGCGUAUGAAUAAUAUGUUUUAAUUAAUGAAUGUUUAUUUAACUAUCAUGUAGUGGAGUGUUGACUGAGUGCAUCAAAAAUGAUACAGAAUAAGUAGUGUUGUGGACUUAUACCCAGUUGUGAAAAAAUGGAGGGAAGCUGGCUUCACUCCACACUCUUAAUAUUCUAGCCACGCCUCUCCUGAGUACUCAGAUACCAAUAAAUGAAAUUUAAGAUUUGUCAAUUUUAUUUUAGUCAUCAAAGUCAUGUGUUUUUGCAUUGUUAAUGCAGAUAAAAUAAUAGCCUUAAGAUAAUCAAGUUAGCAAGUAAACACCUUGCAGCACUCUGGGUUAUAGAAGUACAGUAAACCAGGUUAGAGGGAUAAUUUGAGCAAGCGCCUUAACCACUACUUACCACUGUUGUGCGUAUGGUGCCAAUAAUGUCCUGGUGCCCUCACAGGUUAUGUAGUAAAACUACUUGAGCAUGGUUUGACAACAUACCUAGGAUCCGCCAGUUGAUGGCCUCCUCUUCUCUUCCUCCAAGGAGCUUCCAUUAGCUCUCCUGCAGUUUAGGACCCACUCAUUGACUGAGCGCUCUCAUCCAAUGAGCUAAGCCAUGUACCAAUAAGCUUACCUCAGUACAAGAGCUUCUGGGGAGGCCUGGCGGGGCCUGGUAAUUUAUCAAACCACUAUAAUCUCUUUCUUCAAACGUGCUAUGCUAUUGGGCGAAGGUCUUAAAUACAUUAGGUGGAAUAAAUGAGUAAAACUCCUUUCUCUAUUCAAUGUUAAUUGAGGGUUACUGAAAGUCACCAGAUUGUUGUAUUAAAGAAAUAUAUGUGAAGCUUUUUACAGAGUGGAUAAAGCCACAUUUGUGUUGUAAAUUUGUUUGAAAAGUACCAGGUGAAGUGUAUUUCAGAAGAUCGUUGUUAGCAGAUAGAUUAUUUGCGAGCAUCCUGUCUUGCAAAUUCGAUUGAUGUCUAAAAUGUUUUGCUUAUGCCAGAGUUCUCUAUGGGACAUCCUGGAGAUAUCCUUCUACUGAGUGGAGAGUCUUGAAAGUGCAAAGGAUCUAUUGAAAGGUCUUUGCUAGUCUAGUAAGUGGGUGGCUAGGUCCUCAUUAACUCUAAACAGUAAAGUUCUUAGAUUUUUGCAUAUUGGCCAGGGGAGUGUCUCAGACAAAAGUACUUAUGUGAUAUGACCUUAAAGACAUGGUACUGUGGGACCAUGGGUGGGUGAUGCAUACCGGUUUCAGAAAUACAUGAUAGAAAAAAUCCACAUGAAUAAUAUAAGUGAAUGGAGUUUUAUUCCAUCGGAGAACAAUUAACACAAAGAGUACCUUGGAAGGACAGGGAUUGCAGUGUGAUGGUCCUUUCUGAUUUUACAUUUGAAGUGUGAAGUUCUAAGUAAAAUGCCAUACUGAGAGUGAAUAAUUAACAAGUAUAUGAUGAAGAAUAGAUGAGGAAACACAGAUUGAGUGGGUAAAUCUUUUUUCUUGAUGCCAGAUUUUUAAAAAGGCACAUUUCUUAUAGUCAUUGUUUUGUGGGUGGGCUAUUUUCAGAUUUGUGUUGAAUGCUUAUUAGUUGUUUUAGCUUGUUUUUUGAUAAGUGUUAAUAUUUUGAGUGAUAUCCUCAGAUAGCUACCAGGCUCGUAGAUGAAAUAUCUUAGUUUUAGGUUAGUUUAGAUGUUCCUUAGAGAGUGAAAAAUACUGGGUCACAUUUCAUGUAUUUGUGGAUAUUUUGAUUAUAUGACAUUGCUUGUUGAGCGUUGACGUUAUAGCAUAGUGAAGGUGCUGUGAUUAGAUAUGUUCAAUAGAUAUGUAUUAAUGCAUGUUCAAUAGAUGUGUAAACAGCCAUUUCCUGUGUAGCUUCCAUCAAAAUUGAAGAAAGCCAUGCCGUUCAAUAAUUGAGUACUGGUAUGGGGAAUGGUAAAUGAGGUGCCUAUAAGGUCCACAAUGUAUAAACACAUCUCCUUACCAAAGGGUCUUCUCCUAGGUAUGAGACGAGUGGGUGAAGUUCUAUGUUAGUGGAUUGCACUGUCAUACAAGUUACAAUGUUGUUAGGGGAAGUUGUAGAUUAUUGAGUGACUUUUAUUGCAGCUGUAAAUUCUAUGUUUAGCAGGAAUAUGCCUUCUCUAUACAAUUAAAAAAGUUGCAAUGGAAAUGGCAAGUUUUAUAUGUUUGAAGCAACACAGUAAUGUUGCAGUUUUCACAAUAACAAUGGAGAAGUUUAGAACAAUGCCACCAACAGAGGAGGUUAGAGUAAGCAUGAGAGUUUUAGGGGAAGUUUGAUUGGGGGCUUCAAAGUUCACUUAAGCGCCAUAACCUCU
This is a messenger RNA of Pelobates fuscus (common spadefoot toad), 6882 nucleotides long. RefSeq names its product mitotic spindle positioning (gene MISP). NCBI's taxonomy places the organism in Eukaryota, Metazoa, Chordata, Amphibia, Anura, Pelobatidae. The transcript is spliced from 6 exons. The record is from RefSeq and is a predicted model, not a curated record. The coding region runs from base 265 to 2700 and encodes 811 amino acids.